Messenger RNA from Cuscuta europaea, 1805 nucleotides. The record is from the annotation of a GenBank genome assembly. Lineage: Eukaryota; Viridiplantae; Streptophyta; Magnoliopsida; Solanales; Convolvulaceae.
CUUCAGUUCUCUUCUCUGUGCUCUUUCAGGCCAGGAGUGGAAUGGAUUGUAGAGUUCUUUCAUACAAUGGGACCUAUAGAUAUACCCACGGUACAAUUACUGGUCGAAAGAAUUCUCAUAUGCAAGCAGGGUCAUUUUGUAAGAUAAUCUGGUCUGCAAUGAAGUCUUAUAGGCUGUCAGAGCUAUCUCAGUCUGAGGCUGAUAGACUAAAAACUCGUCCUCGUAUUGAUUUCUCUUCAAUUUUCAACCUUGUCCAGCCCAUUGUUAAUGAUGUUCGUAGUAGAGGGGAUGCUGCCGUAAAAGACUAUACCAUCCAAUAUGACAAGGCUGAAGUGGACAAGAUUGUUGAACAUGUAAAUGAACUUCCUGACCCCGAGCUUCGGACAGAUGUUCGUGAGGCAUUUGAUAUAGCUUAUGACAAUAUAUAUGCCUUUCAUGCUGCCCAAAAACCUGCUGAGAGAACUGUUGAAAGCAUGCCCGGUGUCACAUGCAAACGUGUAGCAAGGAGCAUUGCUUCUGUAGGUCUUUAUGUUCCAGGUGGAACUGCUGUUUUACCUUCAACUGCCCUGAUGCUUGCAGUUCCUGCCCAAAUUGCUGGGUGCAAAACUGUUGUACUUGCAACUCCACCAACUCGGGAUGGUAGCAUUUGCAAGGAAGUCCUUUAUUGUGCCAAGAAAUCUGGUGUCACUCACAUUCUUAAAGCUGGAGGGGCUCAGGCCAUUUCUGCAAUGGCAUGGGGGACCGAAUCUUGUCCCAAGGUUGAAAAGAUAUAUGGUCCAGGAAAUCAGUAUGUGACUGCUGCAAAAAUGAUCCUUCAGAAUAGUGAGGCUAUGGUUUCAAUUGAUAUGCCUGCUGGACCAUCAGAAGUUCUUGUUAUAGCUGACAAGGAUGCUAGUCCUGUUCAUAUUGCAGCGGACUUACUUUCUCAGGCAGAACAUGGCCCGGAUAGCCAGGUAGUUCUUGUAAUUGUUGGGGAUGAUGUAAAUCUAACAGCUAUACACGAGGAACUGAACCGGCAGUGUCAAAGUCUUCCGAGGGGAGAAUUUGCAUCAAAGGCUCUUGAUCAUAGUUUUACUGUAUUUGCACAUGAUAUGAUUGAGGCGAUUUCUUUUUCAAACAUGUAUGCACCCGAACAUUUAAUCAUAAAUGUAAAAGAUGCUGCGAAGUGGGAGAAUUUCAUUGAGAAUGCAGGCUCUGUAUUUUUGGGGCAGUGGACACCCGAGAGUGUGGGCGAUUAUGCCAGCGGAACAAAUCACGUCCUUCCAACUUAUGGCUAUGCAAGGAUGUAUGGUGGGGUGUGUUUAGACUCAUUUCUAAAAUACAUCACUGUACAAUCUCUGACUGAAGAAGGCCUGAGAAACAUAGGCCCUUGUGUUGCUACCAUGGCUGAUGUUGAAGGUCUGGAAGCCCACAAGAGGGCAGUCACCCUCAGACUGCAAGACCUUGAAGCACGCGAAAUGCUUCCUGCUGCUAGAUCAUCAUAACAAAAUAAUCCGAGUUACUGUUGUUUCAAACUUUCUGGAAUCACAACUGUCAAAUAUAUUGGUUAAUCUGAGAUAUGCAUGGUCUGUUAACUCCUCACACAGAGUUUGAUGAGUUAAAAGGGUUUUGAAGUCUAGAAUUUGUUUAGAAGAUAUUACAAGGGAAAUUGAAUGACUAUUGUGUGAACUCUAAGUGUUAGUGAUGUAACAACUACCGUUAUGCUGAUAUGUUGAUGACUUGUCUUCUACUUCAUCAAUUUUACACCUCCUCAAGUACUAACAACGUAUUUCAUAUGGAAUUAUGGAUGGUGAAAAUUAAUAAUA